CUGACCGCAGACACGCUGUGAUAGGGAAGCCACUGGAACGAAACGGGGCAAAACAGAGCAAGCUAAUGAGAUUUUCAGGUGAUUACCUGAAAAUCUCGUUAAAUUAUUAGCCUAUAAAUAUUUAAAAUGUCGUCACAUGUCAAAUUUCCGCCACUGCCGCCGACACAGAGGCAAAGCUCGUUAUACGAAAACAGCCCACAGAGUAACGAUGUCCAGAUGGCAGCGAGAGGACAAGAGGGAGAGAGCUCUGUUUCUGGCAAACCAUUUGCAACGAAAAAGUUAUGGUAUCCAAGAGGUGACUACCUGUAUGCAGGCCCGGCAGUCAAGCCCAGGUUUCUGAAGCUGCUGGAGAGCUACCUGAACCAAGAGUUGCAAGACAUCAGCCCUCGUGAACCCAAAUUUCAGGAGCUGAAACUACAGGUCUACCGGAAUGUCUUUGGCCGCUUCAUCAAGGAAUUCCGAACCUACCAACCCCUCCUCUCUCUCAUUCAAAAGGAAUAUGACAACACUAUAGCAUAUCAGCAGGAUCAGAUGGAGCUGCUGCGAUCCUCUCUGAGGCUGGUGACGGAAGAAUGUGAUAGGAAGAUCCGGGCUUGCUCGAAUGAGAAGCAGGCUGAGAUGGUAGCUCUUAAAAGGGAGAAUCAACAUCUACAGAGGGAUCUGGAAGUCAUGAGGGAGCAAGAAAAAAACAUGCAGACAGAGGUGGGCCGUCUGCAGUUGGAGCUAUGUCAACAGUAUCUGCAGUACCUAGAGGAGUGUGAGGCCCACAAGUCUCUGAUAGUCAAGUUCAACAACCUCACAAAGUGCUCCGUCAAGGAAAAGGAGUGUGCAGAUGAAGAUGCAGAACAACACACUGCCGACCCCAUGCUGCUGCAGCUAGCUCUGAGUGUGUGUCGUGAAGACCUGACCAAAGCCCAGAUGGAGCUGAACAGGUUUCAGGCAGAAUACUUGGACGUAGUGCCGCGACGCGACUUGGACGCCCUGGAACGCACACACAAGCAAACCCUGCUGCAGUUGGAGAGGCUACAGCGAGACUUUGACCAGCUGAAGAGAGAACAUGACACCCUGCUAGAGCUCCAUAAGAGAGAUGGCAUAGCAGCUGAGUCACACUGCUCCAACACUGUGCAGAUAGAUGAGAGUGUGCACUUUGGGCAAAACCAGCUUCAGUGCAACCUGCUGAAAGUGCUGAUCAAGUCUGAUGCAUCUGAGAGUGGCACAUUGACUGUGCAGGAGUUUAGGGCAACACUACAGACAGCUUUCCCUCUAAAAUCAGAUGAGGCCCUCAAUGAGCUGGUGGCCUCUGCUCAAAGGGAACUGGACAGUAACAACAACACCAUCACCUACCAGAGACUCUACAGCCUGGGGGCAGAUGGUAAAAACGGAGAGUUCCUGAGUCUGGUGAAGAGACAAUCACUGGAGGAGAGACAGCUGUGCAUCGGUCAGCUCAGAGCACAGUUGGGGGACAAAGGAGAAGUAUCGGUGUCCGAUCUGCGUGCUGUCCUGAUGUGCAUCAAUCCAGAUUUAGACCCAGAUACUCUGGACCGGACCCUGAGCCUGGCCUUCCAGGUGAGGAAGGAGGAGCUGAACCAAUGUGCCACUCUCUUGGACAUAGAGACCGCCUUGCAACACAUCAUCAGCGCCUCCACACCCCAAGACUGAUAGAAGCCCCACUCUCCCCCUCAACUACUGUUUUGAACAUGCCCUGGUCCACUGCAUAGUCCUCUGUAGAGGUGUUGGCUUUGUUGAGGAUUAUAAAUAAACUGUCUUUUUAAAAAUGA
Molecule: messenger RNA, 1778 nt
Organism: Myripristis murdjan (pinecone soldierfish)
Lineage: Eukaryota; Metazoa; Chordata; Actinopteri; Holocentriformes; Holocentridae
Gene: tsnaxip1
Product: translin-associated factor X interacting protein 1
Exons: 13
Coding region: 127-1659 (510 amino acids)
Cellular component (GO): cytoplasm
Source: RefSeq, a predicted model, not a curated record